AUGGCCGGUGAAAUCUCUGCCGCCCUAGCAGAACAGGGAACCACGUGGAGCUUUAUUCCACCCCGUGCCCCACAUUUUGGUGGGCUUUGGGAGGCAGCGGUUCGCAGCUUCAUGUUCCACUUCUACCGAAUCAUUGGAGAGACUCAGCUUACCUACGAGGAGAUGUCAACCCUGGCUGCCAAAAUCGAGGCAUGCCUGAAUUCGAGGCCUCUUUGUGCCGCCAGUUCGUCCGCUACGGAUGCAGUCGCCCUUACACCGGGGCAUUUCCUUACGGGUUCUUCAUUGUUGGCCCUUCCAGAACCAUGUUCAGACGUGGAGCAGAAGAUAAGCACCGCUAAUCGCUGGCGUAUGCUCAACGACAUGUGCAACACUUUUUGGCGUAGGUGGCAGCGAGAACUCGUGCACCAACUCUAG
This is a messenger RNA of Osmia bicornis bicornis, 414 nucleotides long. RefSeq lists its product as uncharacterized. The record is from RefSeq and is a predicted model, not a curated record. Gene Ontology annotation, molecular function: nucleic acid binding. The transcript has a single exon. Lineage: Eukaryota; Metazoa; Arthropoda; Insecta; Hymenoptera; Megachilidae. Bases 1 to 414 code for a protein of 137 amino acids.